This is a messenger RNA of Condylura cristata (star-nosed mole), 1154 nucleotides long. RefSeq names its product protein phosphatase 1, regulatory subunit 35 (gene PPP1R35). Gene Ontology annotation, molecular function: phosphatase binding. The record is from RefSeq and is a predicted model, not a curated record. The transcript has 4 exons. Gene Ontology annotation, biological process: negative regulation of phosphatase activity. Bases 55 to 843 code for a protein of 262 amino acids. Lineage: Eukaryota; Metazoa; Chordata; Mammalia; Eulipotyphla; Talpidae.
GGAAAGAAGCUGGCCGCUGGGUUCCUUGACCCUUAGUCCAAGCAGUGCACCGAGAUGAUGGGCUGUGGGGACUCAGAGCUGAAGUCAGUGAGAGGGGGAGAGGCUGUGGCAAUCCCGGGACCACCCCCCGCACCCCGCGCCCCAGAACCCGGAGCUCCUGUGCCCGAGCCGGGUCUGGACCUAAGCCUGAGCCCUCAGCCCGAAAGCCCUGAGCGAUCGCGGCGCAGCCCGCCGGGGCGGAGGGGGCCGGCGGACCGGCAGGGCGGGGCUCGCAAGGGGCGCCAGGUCCGCUUCCACCUGGCAUCGCCCUGCCCCGUCCUGUUGGACCCGCCGCUGGCCGCCGCCGCACGGAGCGAGAAGCCCGCGGUGCAGGACCUGGGGGCGCCCGCGCAGCAAAGCAGCCUGGCGCUGAGCCUGGAGCUGCAAGCCGCGCGGGCCGCAGCCGAGGGCCAGUUCGAUGCCGCCAAGGCCGUGGAGGAACAGCUGAGAAAGUCGUUCCAGACCCGCUGUGGCCUGGAGGAGAGCGUGGCUGAGGGACUGAACGUGCCGCGCUCUAAGCGUCUGUUUCGGGAUUUGGUGAGCCUGCAAGUGCCGGAGGAACAAGUGCUGAAUGCAGCGCUUAGGGAGAAAUUGGCGAUCCUGCCCCCGGCUCGAGCCCCGUCCCCAAAGGAACCACCUGGGCCCGGGCCAGACAUGACCAUCCUGUGUGAUCCAGAAACAUUAUUUUAUGAAUCUCCACACUUGACUCUGGAUGGUUUGCCCCCUCUCCGGCUUCAACUUCGGCCCCGCCCCUCAGAGGAUACCUUUCUUAUGCAUAGGACACUAAGGAGAUGGGAAGCAUAGACCUGGAUGCACCUGGAUUGUGAAUUCAUUUUCUCUGUUAAAACCUUUUCAGAAUAAAAGUGGUUUUCUAAUAAAUGGAGCUCUUCUAGAGAGCUUUGAGCUGGAGGUCAAGCCUCAGGUUGAAAGGUGCUUGGAGAUGGAUGACAAGUGGGAAAACCUGCGGUCAGGGUUAGCUACUCUGCCACCCCUUUCUCUCAAGUCAGUGACAGCUACCACCUUUUAUUUUGGAUGAUCCCAUACUUGUUCUGUUUAUUACUGAUCACUUUAACAUGUGAGUCUUACCCUGCGAGGAAGGCAUUGGCUCAUUAACU